AAGAUCCAUCAACUUUUGAAAACAGGUUAUGGCAUGGAUAUAACCCCAGGACAAAGGAAAUUUGGACCGCCAUCUGAUUGGCAAGGUCCUCCUCCACAGGAUUGUGAGAUUUACAUCGGUAAAAUACCUCAUGAUGCCUUGGAAGAUGAAUUAAUACCGCUUUUGCAAACUUGUGGUAAAAUCUACGAAUUACGAUUAAUGAUCGAUCCUGCUAGUGGACACAAUCGUGGCUACGCAUUUCUUUCGUAUACAACGAAAGAAGCUGCCAACCAAUGUGUCCGCAGAUAUCAUGGUUACUCGAUACGAAAGGAUAAACCAUUAACUGUAAUACAUUCGACACCGAACGUUAGACUAUUUAUUAGCCCAAUACCCAAGUAUAUGAAUAAAGAAGAAAUUUAUAAUAAAUUUAGCAAGUUAUCGGAUGGUUUAACUGAAGUCAUUGUCUAUCCUGAUCCUGACGCAAAAGAUAAAAUUCGUGGAUUUGCAUUCCUUGAAUAUGUCGACCAUAAAGCUGCUACCUACGCUCGGCGUAAACUGAUCACAGAUACGGUUAGUUUAUCUGGCAAGGUGAUUAAUGUUGAAUGGGCUGAAUCCUCUAAAGAACCAAAAGACCAUGUUGUAGGUAAUAAGGUAAAAGAAGUCUAUUGUGGUAAUAUCGCAGAGCAUAUUACUGAAGAUACCUUAAACACUGCCUUCCUUCAAUAUGGCUCUAUUGAACGUAUCAAGAAGUUACACGAUUACGCUUUCAUUUGCUUUGCUUCUAGGGAAUCAGCCUUAAAGGCGAUUGAAGGUGUUCGUGGUACGGUUAUUAACGGUUGCAAGGUUGAUGUCCAGCUCGCUAAGGGACCAGUCAGGAAAGAAAAG
Molecule: messenger RNA, 864 nt
Organism: Trichoplax adhaerens
Lineage: Eukaryota; Metazoa; Placozoa; Uniplacotomia; Trichoplacea; Trichoplacidae
Exons: 3
Cellular component (GO): nucleus
Molecular function (GO): mRNA binding
Source: RefSeq, a predicted model, not a curated record